Molecule: messenger RNA, 2303 nt
Organism: Papilio xuthus (Asian swallowtail)
Lineage: Eukaryota; Metazoa; Arthropoda; Insecta; Lepidoptera; Papilionidae
Gene: Sse
Product: extra spindle pole bodies like 1, separase
Exons: 14
Coding region: 83-2200 (705 amino acids)
Biological process (GO): proteolysis; meiotic chromosome separation
Cellular component (GO): cytoplasm; nucleus; mitotic spindle
Molecular function (GO): cysteine-type endopeptidase activity
Source: RefSeq, a predicted model, not a curated record
UUUAAAUUCAAUGGUAAACAUUGCUUUUUAAUAUAAUUAGUUUUAUGACAAAGAUUUAAUAAUUCUAGGUAUAAUCGUUAUAAUGGAAGAUUUUGAUGUGUUUACUGAUGAAAUAGAAUUUACAGAAACAUUCUACAAAAAUGUACUUAAUAAAUAUGUGAAAAAUAUACCGUCAACACCAAGCGGGCCGAAUUACCAAAGCAGCAGGAAGUUAUAUGCUGAGGAAUAUUUAGCUGAGAAUAAAGAGGCGGAUUGUGCAUUCUAUCUUAGUGAAGCCGUGUCUGCGUCUGUAAGGACAUUGGCCGUGUAUAGAGAAGAACAAAUAAAGGCAUCAGAAAAUAAGACACACAAAAUCGCAUGUUAUAUAAAGCCAAAAGAUGAAAUGAUUAUUGCCAAACCCAAGUUAAAAAGUGAGAAAGGAAUUCUUGAUUUUCUAUCAAAAGAAGACAAACAAACCACAGAAGUCUUGGAUAAGUUUAGAAUAAGUGAUGAAGUACCCUUUUACAAACAGUACAUGAGAUUUGGACCACACAAUAAUACUGAAAAUUUAUUAAAAAUACUCAAAGAACUUCCUAAAGAAUGGACAAUAAUACAAUUAACAGCAGCAUACAACCCAAAUGAAAAUUUAAAGCCGCAGAAGGAAUUUAAAACUGAAAUAAGUUCAUUUUAUAUGACAAUGCUCAAAAAUGACUACAUUGAUGUGAAUAAUGUUGGACCUCUGACUGUUAAUGUACCAGCUUAUGUACACAAAGAAGGAGAAAAGCCGUUAUUUACAGAGUUAUAUUCUCUGCUAGAAGACAACUAUAACACAAUUGGCAAGGCUCAGUUCAUCAACAAGAAGCGCUUGGUGCAGAACUACUGGAGCAAACGGGAAGACAUUGAUUUGAGAAUGAAGGGCGUGAUAAACGUGAUGGAGCGAGACUGGCUGGGAGGCUGGAGCUCCCUGCUCACUGGCAGGCUGCGGGACACUCAGCUGCGGGACAGACUGGUCAAGUUUGUCGACAAUGCUAUAGCUGAUUGGGGGUUCCUAAAAUUAACGACCAAACAAAAAACCCUGCUGUACAAUUUAAUAGACAGUUGUCAUUCUCUACCGUCCAAUCAUAUAAAAUCAUGUAUAAGAAGAAUUCUGACAGAACAUGGCAACACUGAAGAUAUAAGGAGAGUUAUAAACAAAUUAAUUUGCAAAAGUUGCAGUAAACAAUUUAAAUUUCCAAACGAGUUAUGUUUGAAAUGUCUAUCUAAAUGUUUCGAGGAGAUCCACCAUGUCAGCUUGGUGUCAGGAAUCAAGGCAUUCUCUCAAGUGGCAACGCAGGUGAAGGAGAGUGAGGAGUGGGCAACACUGAACACGGCUAAGAGAUGGCCGGUUAUUUUGAUUGUGGAUGAGCUGCUGGACACGUUUCCAUGGGAGAUGUUGAGUGCGGUGAGGACGCAGGCGGUGUGUCGUAUGGAGAAUAUUCACUUCACCUACUACUUGUACAAAGUACAUGAGAAAAACUUUGUUGACGGACAUCUGGUGAACAAGGCUGAAGUCGGCAGAUAUAUCAUUAAUCCAGAGAAGAACCUGGAGCGCAUGGAGAAGCGCAUGACAUCGUUCCUGCAGUACUGGUGCGCGGAGUGGCGCGGACACGUCGGCCUCGCCCCCUCCCCGCAACACUACCUCCAGUACCUCACCGAGGCCGACUUCUUCUUAUACUGCGGUCACGGUGACGGGUGUCAGCUGGCGGGGGGCGGGGCCGGCGUGGAGAGCGCGCACCCGCACGGCGCAGCGCUGCUCUCCGGCUGCGGCUCCGUGCGCCUCGCACCCGCACCAGCACGCGCACCUCCCGCCGCCGCUCACCACCAUCUGCACAUCGCCGCGUGCCCGCUGGUGGUGGGCAUGCUGUGGGAGGUGACGGACCUGGAGGUGGACAAGGCGGUGAGCGCGUUGCUGGCGCUGUGCGUGCCGCCACGUCCCCCGCCACCAGCACCCUGGCACGCCGUACCCAAGGACAACUGGAGCCAGGGCAUCCUGGAGGCGAAGGUGGAGAGCAGUGGUGAAGGUGGAGGUGGAGGUGGAGGUGGUGACGCGGUGUGGGAGCGCGAGGCGGAGGUGCUGGGGGCGGUGAGGGGCGCGCGCUCCCACACCGCCUUCACCAUGAUAGCCUGCAGCAUCGUCGCACGAGGACUGCCUGUACUCGUUCACCAGCACAACACUGCAUGAGGAUGCUGACAACAAGAGGAUUACAAUCUGUGAUGAAAUAUAGAUUUAAUUAUAUGAUGAUAAUGUAAGAACUUCAAACAUUUCUUUUAUUUCUGCUAUAACU